Molecule: messenger RNA, 2290 nt
Organism: Harpia harpyja (harpy eagle)
Lineage: Eukaryota; Metazoa; Chordata; Aves; Accipitriformes; Accipitridae
Gene: NOCT
Product: nocturnin
Exons: 3
Coding region: 103-1404 (433 amino acids)
Biological process (GO): circadian rhythm
Molecular function (GO): poly(A)-specific ribonuclease activity
Source: RefSeq, a predicted model, not a curated record
CCGCCGCCGCCUCUAUAAGCGCCGCCGCGGGGCGGGCGCGGGAGCCGCUGCUCGACCCGUCCCGACCUGUCCCGUCCCGCUCCGCUCCGCCCCGCCGGGAGCAUGUACCAGAGCCCUGCGCGCUGCCUCUGCUCGGCGCUGCCCGCCCUCUGCUGCGCCCCCGCCUCGGCCUCCCUCCUGCCGCCGCGGCCCCGCGUAACCCCCCACCAGCCGCCGCCUCCCCUCGGUCCCGCCGCCCCGCGGGCAGCAGCAGCGGCGGCGGGCGGCCCGCCCGUCCCGGGGGCUCCGCCCCGCACAGUGUGUUCCAUGGGAAACAGCACCAGUCGGCUCUACAGCACGCUCGCCAAGACGCUGAGCGGCAGUGCAGUGUCCCAGCACCAGGACUGCCUGGAGCAGCCAGACUCAGCACGGCUGGAUCCUAUAGACCCCAAGGAUUUGCUGGAGGAAUGUCAGAUUGUUCUGCAGAAGCGGCCACCCCGGUUUCAGAGGGACUUUGUGGACCUGAAGAAAAACGCUGCCAGCAACCACCGCCCCAUUCGGGUCAUGCAGUGGAACAUCCUUGCCCAAGCUCUCGGCGAAGGCAAAGACAACUUUGUUCAGUGCCCCAUGGAAGCUCUGAAAUGGGAAGAGAGGAAGUGCCUCAUCCUGGAGGAAAUCCUUGCCUACAAGCCUGACAUCUUGUGCCUGCAAGAAGUCGACCACUACUUUGACACAUUUGAGCCACUCCUCAGCCGACUCGGCUACCAGUGUACUUUCUUCCCGAAGCCGUGGUCCCCGUGCCUAGACGUGGAGCAGAACAACGGGCCGGAUGGCUGCGCCUUGUUUUUCCUCAAAGACCGCUUUGAGCUCAUCAACAGCGCUAACAUCCGGCUAACCGCCAUGAAGCUGAAGACCAACCAAGUGGCCAUAGCUCAGACGCUGAAGUGCAAUGAAACUGGAAGACUGUUCUGCAUUGCCGUCACUCACCUGAAAGCCCGUACCGGCUGGGAGAGGUUUCGGUCCGCACAAGGCUGCGAUCUUCUCCAGAACUUGAAGAGUAUUACCCAAGGUGCAAAGAUCCCUCUGAUCAUCUGCGGAGACUUCAAUGCGGAGCCUACCGAGGAGGUCUACAGAGAGUUUUCCAACUCCAGCCUCAACUUAAACAGUGCAUACAAGCUGCUGAGCCCCGACGGGCAGUCAGAGCCCCCAUACACCACCUGGAAGAUCCGGCCCUCGGGAGAGUGCCGGCACACGCUGGAUUAUAUCUGGUAUUCCCAGCAUGCCUUGAAUGUGAACUCAGCCCUGGGCUUGCUGACUGAAGAGCAAAUUGGGCCCAACAGGCUGCCGUCAUUCAAUUACCCUUCCGAUCACCUGUCUCUGGUGUGUGACUUUAGUUUUAAUCAAGACCCUGACAGACUGCUGUGAUGUGUUGGAAUGCCACCUGGUAUUGCAGUGUCUUAACUCACCGCUAUUUUAUUUUAGAGAGAACUUUUGAAGCUGGAAGCCAUUGAAGGAUGAGGAAAUACUGUUGACUAAACAUUAUUUUGGGCACUUGUUUGGAGUUACACUUGCCGUUCAGCGCUUGUUAAUCUGGAGCCUCCAAGGGAGGAAGAAAGGAGUCAGUGUUCUCGUCGUGGUGUUCUUGCCAUGUCGAGGUUUGAACACCGGAAGGCAAAUGAGCUUUAUCCUUUCACUAACCCCUGUGUUUAAGGAUUUAAUCCUCUAAUGAAUGGGGAGGCCUUAGUAUUUAAAUCAAAACACUUGUGUUUGUAAAACAACUUGCCCUGACAGCAUGCUAAUUUUAUUUAUUUCACGCUAAGCUUGUGCAAGUACCAAAGGGAAUGAGGCUCAACUAUUUAGUGAGAUUCUCUUAAAUCUUUUUCUGUUGCAAUACAAAGGAAGUUUAAUGCAGUUUAGACAUGAACAAAUCUAAGCUCAUACUAGUGUUGUCUUCUCAUUUUUACAUGACUUGAGAUGAUGAUUUCAUUAAAAGUGAAUGGAUAAUAGCCCAGUGUAAGGAAGGCACUCUGCAGUAAGAGCAGGUAAGGAAAUAGAGGCUAAUUACUCUCCGUCAUAAUAGUAAUAUCCUCACUUUUCCAGAUGAAUGUGCAUGUGUCCGUUACACGAGUACAGCCUGCAGGUAUGUAUACACAGUGACUGUUCCCUUGUCUCUUCUGUGCUUCCCUCCAGAGGACACACCUAACUAGGGAGUAUUUCCUCCUCUGCUUCAAGUAUUACUUUUCUAAAUGGUUUAAAUUUGUAGUCUUGUCAAUUUUGCUGCUUCAGUAAAGGGCCAAUCUUCUUGUUGAAA